AUGGACAACUCCAUAGGAAGCUUCACUUCGAGCCAGUUGGGUAAUCAGCUGGAGCCUUUGGGUUUGCAGGAAGCAAGGCGCUUGUUUAAAGAACAGGCAACGUACCCAGUACUGGGCCGGCAGAAUUCGCGGGUGGGCGCCGGGGCGCCCGUGUACCUGGCGGCGGUGCUGGAGUACCUGACGGCGGAGAUCCUGGAGCUGGCCGGCAACGCCGCGCGCGACAACAAGAAGACCAGGAUCAUCCCGCGGCACCUGCAGCUCGCCAUCCGCAACGACGAGGAGCUGAACAAGCUGCUGGGCAAAGUCACCAUCGCGCAGGGCGGCGUCCUGCCCAACAUCCAGGCCGUGCUGCUGCCCAAGAAGACGGAGAGUCAGAAGGCGAAGAGCAAGUGACCCCGACGCCGGCACCCCGAGCAGAGGCUCCUCUCAGGGCCGCCCCGCAGUGUGUGAAUAUGCCUAAUGCCCAGGAGGGUCCCGGCGCCAUCUAGCGGGGAGGUGGGCUGCGGAGGGGCCCACCGGGGUCGGGGGCCAAUAAAGUCGGUGAAAAUCG
This is a messenger RNA of Myotis brandtii (Brandt's bat), 550 nucleotides long. RefSeq names its product histone H2A.J. The record is from RefSeq and is a predicted model, not a curated record. Lineage: Eukaryota; Metazoa; Chordata; Mammalia; Chiroptera; Vespertilionidae. Gene Ontology annotation, cellular component: nucleosome. The transcript has 2 exons. Gene Ontology annotation, molecular function: DNA binding; structural constituent of chromatin; protein heterodimerization activity. The coding region runs from base 1 to 393 and encodes 130 amino acids.